AUGGGUCUGAUCUCUAAGCUUUUACUAGUACUUUCCAUAGUACUGAUUGGUCACUCAGGGUUUUCCAGUCAUGAAUUCCACCAACUUUUGAAACGAGGUGCUAGAGAAUCUUCAUCGCAGAUUCCAAAGGACAUAAAAUAUGAAACAAUCACUGGGUUAGUGCUAUUUGUACUGAGUGCAUUUCUCUCGUUUGAGAAAUUAAGUUAUUACCCAUUAGUGGGGCCUAAGAAAUCAUUGACCCAAGGUCAGUACCUUGAGGACAUCGCAAUGAGCAAAGCUACUAAUGUCGACAACCUAAUCGGUAGCGACCCUGCUGGAGCCGUGAACUAUACCCCUAGCUUCGUAGACAUUAUCAAUAAAAGGGAGCAAGUGAGGCAGCACAUUGCAAAGAAGGAUCUUUAA
This is a messenger RNA of Torulaspora delbrueckii, 402 nucleotides long. It is a transcript of the gene EMC5, whose product is annotated as Emc5p. The transcript has a single exon. Lineage: Eukaryota; Fungi; Ascomycota; Saccharomycetes; Saccharomycetales; Saccharomycetaceae. Gene Ontology annotation, biological process: protein folding in endoplasmic reticulum. The record is from RefSeq and is a predicted model, not a curated record. The coding region runs from base 1 to 402 and encodes 133 amino acids. Gene Ontology annotation, cellular component: EMC complex.